CACACACAUUCCUGAGUUAGUAUUAGUCGCGUGGCCUUACGUCACACAUAUACCUCACCAGAACUGUUUGUAGUAUUAUUUUGGUGACUUGAGGAGUAAACACGAUAAGUGAAGGAUUACUAUAGGUUGAUCUACCAACGCCACCAUGACAGUCGCCAGGAGUGCAGGGUUGAACAGCAGGGCGGGGAGUAGUAGCAGGGCAGGGAGCAGCAGAGCGGGGAGCAGUAGCAGAGCAGGGAGCAGCAGCAGAGCAGGGAGCAGCAGCAGAGCAGGGAACAGCAGUAAUACAAACGGCAUUAGUGUGUGGGAUUUAGCAGUAACAGAGGCCAAGCGAAAGCGUGUGGAAGCGCCUAGCCUGGAGGUGGAGAAGGCACCCAAAGAGUCCACACUGCUUCUCGUUGGCACACGAUCAGCGGGGAAGACGACCCUGAUACAGAAGUUCCUUGAUCGUGAGGAGGCGCCCAGACAAACACUCGCCCUUGAGUACACCUACGGCAGGAAGACUGGCAAGACUCUGGUGAAGGACGUGUGUCACCUGUGGGAGCUAGGGAGGGCUCUCUUUACCCCCCUGUUGUCCACGCCCCUCACCCCCCGGGUCAUGUCACGCCUCACCCUCCUCCUAAUGCUCGACCUCUCCCGACCUGACACUAUUUGGUCUGACCUGGAGACUCUCCUGUCCACUCUAAAGGAGGAAGUGAACAAAGUGGCAAAGUCAGAACCAGGCCUCAAGGAGUCCCUGGAGGCUGCUGCCAGGAAGAGGCUUGACCCACAUCACCAGGAUGGGCAGGAAGUGGCACCGUUCUUGGUUCCUCUGUUGAUAAUUGGUGGGAAGUACGAUGUCUUCAAGGAGGAGCCUGAGGGCAAGAAGUUGAUUUGUCGUACUCUUAGGUACAUGGCCCACACAUAUGGCGCAUCAUUACAGUUUUUCUCAGCCAAGGACACUGGUCUAAUCAAGAAGGCCAAGGAGCUUCUCAGUCACUACGCCUUUGGCACAACUGAGAGCCGUAGUCUGGCACAGGACUACAACCAGCCGCUCAUCAUCCCAGCUGGCAGUGACAGUCUGGCCACCAUCAACAUGUCUGAGGAUCUCACCCUUGAUGCCUGGAGACACAUCUUCAAUACCAGGUUCCCCCAGGACAGUGAGGAGCGGUCAUCAGUGUUACCAGAGGAUCCAGGCAGAGACCCUACAUAUGCUGAACCUGAUGUGGACAAUCUCAGGACCCAGAAAGAUGAGGAGCUGGAGAGGAUUCAGCGUGAGGUUGAGCCCAGACACUGCACGCUGGGCAGAACUUGACCUAUCAUAGCCGGUUGAUGUCGGCUUCACAUUGUUAUGUUAAGCUCAUCUUCUCACGUAUAGUUUAAUUCAUAGAACAUUAAGUAGAACAAACUUGUCACUACAGGUAUACUUAUCCCCUGUCACAUUACAGCAAAGUCCAAAGGGACAUAACUAAAAAUAAUAAUACUGGAAAUGGCAUAUAAACUUGUCUGAUGUAUUGGGAAAUACAGUAGUCUCCUCCAA
Homarus americanus (American lobster) is the source of this 1519-nucleotide messenger RNA. RefSeq names its product cytoplasmic dynein 2 light intermediate chain 1-like. Gene Ontology annotation, cellular component: axoneme; ciliary basal body; cytoplasmic dynein complex. Gene Ontology annotation, molecular function: dynein heavy chain binding. NCBI's taxonomy places the organism in Eukaryota, Metazoa, Arthropoda, Malacostraca, Decapoda, Nephropidae. Gene Ontology annotation, biological process: intraciliary retrograde transport; intraciliary transport involved in cilium assembly. The record is from RefSeq and is a predicted model, not a curated record.